This is a messenger RNA of Fukomys damarensis (Damara mole-rat), 2431 nucleotides long. It is a transcript of the gene Mbnl2, whose product is annotated as muscleblind like splicing regulator 2. Gene Ontology annotation, molecular function: metal ion binding. The coding region runs from base 833 to 2008 and encodes 391 amino acids. The record is from RefSeq and is a predicted model, not a curated record. The transcript is spliced from 9 exons. Lineage: Eukaryota; Metazoa; Chordata; Mammalia; Rodentia; Bathyergidae.
AGGAAGGGCUGCAGCUUUACAGCAACAGAGUUUAGACUGUAUGCUUCAUCAUCUGAAGGUAAAAUUUUCCAGAUACGGCAGACGGCGUUCAGAGUACAAUAAACAGGGAAGGAGAACUAUUGGCAUGGAAAUUUCUUCCUCAUGAUGCAGUGGAGAAGCCUGGGCCACUCGAUUCUGCCAGAUAUCCCUGGGGUUACUGUACAGGGGGAGGACAAGCAGAGCUAAACAAGGUUCGUGAUUUAAAAGUGCCUGUGUGAAGUCACUUUUGCUGGAAACUGCAGUCUGGGAGUUCUUUUUACAUUCACAUCUCAUUUUUCUGUCAAGUACACUUUACCCUGACUUUAUAAGUGGAAGAAGAUACCUCAGCUGUCUGACUUUGCUAGUUGCUUAAUUUCAGAAUUUCAAAAGAACGAAGAAAGGAAAUAUCCUACUAAAAUAUGAACUUCUGAGAGGAUUCUUUUCCAGCAACAUCCAUAGUGGAGCAUCAAAACUGAAUAUUCUCCAAAGGAGUGCCAUGAUAUUUAAGUCACUUUAUUAAAAAGUUAUAUCUGCAAAACAGUCAAGAGACUGAGACACAGAAAGCCAGAGAUGACACUGAGCAUGCUUUUAUUGCAGCCCUCAGUCUUCAAGUGGGGCAUAUUGAUUGAUGAGUGACUGCCUGCCAAUAAAUUCUCUCAGCACUCUGUCUCCUGGAUUGGACUUCAUUAAGAAAUUUAUCACUUACCUUCAGACUUACAUGUGGGAGUUUUCACAACAGUAGUUUUGGAGUCAUUGGAACUAGGAUUGAUUUCAUCCUUUAACAGAAACUAAGAGUCCAAAGUACUUUCUCAUCAUGGCUUUGAACGUUGCCCCAGUCAGAGAUACAAAAUGGCUGACGUUAGAAGUCUGCAGACAGUUCCAGAGAGGAACGUGCUCACGCUCCGAUGAGGAAUGCAAAUUUGCUCACCCCCCAAAAAGUUGUCAGGUGGAAAAUGGAAGAGUAAUUGCCUGCUUUGAUUCCCUAAAGGGCCGUUGUUCAAGAGAGAACUGCAAGUAUCUUCAUCCUCCGACACACUUAAAAACUCAACUAGAAAUUAAUGGGAGGAACAAUUUGAUCCAGCAAAAAACUGCAGCAGCGAUGCUCGCCCAGCAAAUGCAAUUUAUGUUUCCAGGAACUCCACUUCAUCCAGUGCCCACUUUUCCUGUAGGUCCCGCCAUAGGGACAAAUACGGCUAUUAGCUUUGCUCCUUACUUAGCACCUGUAACCCCUGGAGUUGGGUUAGUCCCAACGGAAAUUCUGCCCACCACGCCCGUCAUUGUUCCCGGAAGUCCGCCGGUCACUGUCCCGGGCUCAACUGCAACUCAGAAACUUCUCAGGACUGACAAACUGGAGGUAUGCAGGGAAUUCCAGAGAGGAAACUGUGCCCGGGGAGAGACCGACUGCCGCUUUGCACACCCCGCAGACAGCACCAUGAUCGACACAAACGACAACACCGUAACCGUUUGUAUGGAUUACAUAAAGGGGCGUUGCAUGAGGGAGAAAUGCAAAUAUUUUCACCCUCCUGCACACUUGCAGGCCAAAAUCAAAGCUGCGCAGCACCAAGCCAACCAAGCUGCGGUGGCCGCCCAGGCAGCCGCGGCCGCGGCCACAGUCAUGACUCAGUCGACUGCCAAAGCAAUGAAGCGACCUCUCGAAGCAACUGUAGACCUGGCCUUUCCUCCUGGUGCUCUUCAUCCUUUACCAAAGAGACAAGCACUUGAAAAAAGCAACGGUGCCAGCCCGGUCUUCAACCCCAGCGUCUUGCACUACCAGCAGGCUCUGACCAGUGCACAGUUGCAGCAGCACACCGCGUUCAUCCCCACAGGGUCAGUUUUGUGCAUGACACCCGCUACCAGUAUUGAUAAUUCUGAAGUAAUCAGCAGAAACGGAAUGGAAUGCCAAGAAUCUGCAUUGAGAAUAACUAAACAUUGUUACUGUACAUACUAUCCUGUUUCCUCCUCAAUAGAAUUGCCACAAACUGCAUGCUAAAUAAAGAUUUAGUUCUUCUGGACAGACCACAAUUCUAAGAAGCUAGUGCUGCUAUAUCAUAUAUGAGUAUUAAAUAUGGUAUGCUUAGUAUAUUCCAACCUAAGAUAGUUAACUACCUGAGACCAGCUGUGAUGUUUAAAGACAUAAAGGAUAAAGUUUACUUUUAAAGGGGUUUCUAAACAUAGUUUCUGUCCUAGGAAUAUUGUCUUAUCUCCAUAACUAUAGCUGAUGCAGAAAAGUCCAGACAAUGUACUCAUUUCGACUCAAAUACUUCAAAUUUAGCAAUAAAUAAUUAGCAUUAGUUAAACCUAUUCCAAGGGCAGGUUUGAUUCUAACUCCAAUCACUGUCAUUUCAUUUACUCACUGGAUCUAAGGGUAUGUUUCACUUCUCAACGCAAUGAACGCUGCAGCAAAGAUGAGAAG